GAGAGAAACAGACCUCAACCUUCCAGCCUCUCUCAUUGGACGGCGCGCUCUCUCCAAGCCCAACUCCGCAACUUCGACAGAAAGAUCAACAAAUCGCUACCGAUUUCCUUACUUUCAAGUUUUUUUUCGGGGGGGUGGGGGCACAAAUCGAAUUUCGGCCGAACCCGCUCCCGGAAAAUCAGGUACUCACCUCUCGCCAGCCGAGGGCCAGAAAGAACCAGCGAGGACUCCGAGGGGCCUUCUGCUUGCUUUUCGCCAUUUUUGCCAAUUUGUCCCUCCGAACCAACUUUAGCAUGAUGUCGUAUCUCAAGCAACCACCUUACACAGUCAAUGGGCUGAGUCUAACUACCUCUGGGAUGGAUCUCCUCCAUCCGUCCGUAGGAUACCCAGCAACGCCUCGGAAACAGAGACGGGAGCGGACUACUUUCACCCGCGCACAGCUCGACGUCUUGGAAGCCCUUUUCGCCAAGACUCGCUACCCGGAUAUAUUCAUGCGCGAGGAGGUGGCUCUGAAGAUCAACCUGCCCGAGUCUCGUGUACAGGUUUGGUUUAAGAACAGGAGGGCGAAGUGCCGCCAGCAGCAGCAACAGCAGCAGAACGGGGGCCAGAACAAGGUCAGGCCGGCCAAGAAGAAGAGUUCCCCCGCCCGAGAGGCCAGCUCCGAGAGCGGGGCGAGCGGCCAGUUCACGCCGCCUUCUAGUACCUCCGUCCCGGCCAUCUCCAGCAGCAGCGCGCCGGUGUCCAUCUGGAGCCCGGCUUCUAUUUCUCCCCUCUCCGACCCACUGUCUACCUCCUCCUCCUGCAUGCAGAGGUCCUACCCGAUGACCUACACGCAGGCGUCAGGAUACAGCCAGGGCUACGCCGGAUCUACUUCCUAUUUUGGCGGGAUGGACUGCGGGUCGUAUCUUACUCCGAUGCACCACCAGCUACCCGGGCCUGGAUCCACCCUGAGCCCCAUGAGCACCAACGCGGUGACCAGCCACCUCAACCAGUCCCCGGCGUCUCUCUCUGCCCAGGGCUACGGGGCAUCGGGGCUAGGAUUCAACUCGGCGGCAGACUGCUUGGAUUAUAAAGACCAAGCGGCCUCCUGGAAGCUGAACUUCAAUACUGAUUGCUUGGAUUACAAAGAUCAGACCUCGUCUUGGAAGUUCCAAGUUUUGUGAAAGAGAACGUUGAGGCUGGACAGUUCCAACAAUAACACGUAACGAUAAUGACCAUCUAGUCCUGCCAUCUUCCACUAGACAUGCGAGUAAGAGACUGGACAUUUCUGAGAUGUUUCGGAUUGAGGACGGGGUAUUGAUGGAUCCCUUCACCGCCCUGCUCACUCUUUGACCAUAACACGGAGAAAAACUCUGGCCAUGAACUUUUUUUUUUCUAUUCUUGUUAACCUCGCAGGGCGCAAACAGACGACCGUCUCCUUGUCCGCGUGUAUGUGUGUGCGUGCGUCUGUCUGCGAAAGGGACACCUGUUGGUUCAGGCGAAGGAAAACGCUGAGCGAACUCUUCUUCUUCGCCACCUUGAUCAAUGCCACGGAACAAAUCGUUAUCCCAGAGAGAAAAAAAAAACAGUAAGAAGAGCCAAUCUUGGUUAAGUGCUUGGAAUGGGCAGGCUUUCCUUAAGCUUCUUAAAACUUGCCGACCUGCUUCCCUGUUGGCAAGCCAGAGACCCUUUGAUUCGGGGUGGUGUGUGGACUGCGCGCCCCCGCGGCGAUCUGGAUGCACUAUUUUAUUUAAGAAAAAAAAAUCAUGUUUAUAAGGAAUCAAUAUGUAGUUUUUAAGAGACAAUCAGUGUGUGUCUUAUAUAAAUGGUACAUAUGUGUUUUUUAUCUGUGCUAGCCUUCGAAACUGUGAUCUGUUGUAUUGUAUGCAAUUUGUGAGCGCCUUCGCACCAGCGAAACCGCUCUGCUGUGAUUUGAAUAGGUUUAUAACUUUUUUUCUGAGCGAAAAAAGUAUUAAUAAUGAUAAAAUAAUAAAAAAAAGAUUAAUUAAAGAAAUCCCAGACUGCCCAAAACCUAAAACACGAGAGGGUCGGUGUUCGGGGAAAAAAAUAAAAGGAAAACUUUCACCCAUCUCCCUAUUUCAUCCCGCAAUCUAACAACACCGUGAGCCCUAGGAUACAGCUUGUGGGGUGUCGUGUGAGCCGUCAGUGCACCGAAACAGUGGACAGUAAUUAAGGUCAUGUCAUCUGACCCCUCGUACAAUAACUAUUUAAUUAAAACUGGAAUUUUUUGUGUGUUUGCAAAUGUUGAUAGAAUAUUAUAUAUAAGUAUAUAUGCAUAAACGUCAGCCUUGAAUUUCGCACACAUGUAUGACUACAUUAAAGUCGUUCUAGCACAAAUCCAGUUGUCUUCCGCUCUUCCUGAGUUUAGCCCGCGGCGCUGAAAAGAAAUAAAGAUUCAAAGUGGAAAAUAA
This is a messenger RNA of Lepisosteus oculatus (spotted gar), 2411 nucleotides long. It is a transcript of the gene otx2b, whose product is annotated as orthodenticle homeobox 2b. Lineage: Eukaryota; Metazoa; Chordata; Actinopteri; Semionotiformes; Lepisosteidae. Gene Ontology annotation, molecular function: RNA polymerase II cis-regulatory region sequence-specific DNA binding; DNA-binding transcription factor activity, RNA polymerase II-specific. Gene Ontology annotation, cellular component: nucleus. Gene Ontology annotation, biological process: multicellular organism development; regulation of transcription by RNA polymerase II. The record is from RefSeq and is a predicted model, not a curated record.